Messenger RNA from Recurvomyces mirabilis, 723 nucleotides. RefSeq lists its product as uncharacterized. The record is from RefSeq and is a predicted model, not a curated record. Bases 1 to 723 code for a protein of 240 amino acids. The transcript has a single exon. NCBI's taxonomy places the organism in Eukaryota, Fungi, Ascomycota, Dothideomycetes, Mycosphaerellales, Teratosphaeriaceae.
AUGUCAUCCUACCUCAGCAACUUGUUGACGCAGACGACAUCGCGGUACAAUUCGCUACGGCGGACUUUGUUGUCGAAUGAGGAGGACGGUGAUACCGAGGAUGAUUCGCAUAUCUCGAGAGUGCUUCGAGCAUACUACACCGAGAAGGGAAGACCAUUUCCACCAUGGCUACCACCGGAUCCAAACGAUAGACGUGCCAUCACACCACAGCCAGUGUACGCCCAGCAGCCUAGCUAUAUGACCAGUGCAGGCAGCAGAAGCCAGCUAUCGAAUGUACAGAACACCGCGGGCUCAAGAGGAAGCCUGAGCGACCUGUGGGACGCACCCACACAACCUGCGGCGCCUAUGCAGCCUACGAGUCUACGAGCAGGUCGCAGACCAAUGCAGCCCGCGACCAAUCCUGCAAGCACACUUGCACCACCCGCACAAGCACGUCCACUCCCUUCUCAACGAGCGGGGUCAUAUCAGAGUGUGCAGUCGCAGCGGGGAGGCGCGGUGGAGCAGAGUCCGCCUGGAAGUAGUGGCGGUGGUGGGACGGCACAGGAGAGGUUGAAAGCAAGGCUAUGGGGUGGGAACAGAGCUGCGAGCCCUGGCUUGAGCUCGGGUGGUGUGGGAUCGUCGAAUCCAUAUGAUCAACCUGUUGGAAAUCCACCAUAUAAUUCCGGUGGAGGCAAUCCGUAUGAUACGGGAGGUGGAGAGAGUAGUAGGAGAUAUGGGAGGUGA